AUGCAAAACGCUUAUGUAUCGCUUCCUUAUUCACACGCUUAUGGAAGAAGUGAUAAAGAAUUACAAUAUCUCAGGAUUGGAGAUCUUUUGACAAAUAAAGCCCAAACAGUUGGUAACAACACUGCGUUUGUCAGUGAAUACGAGAAUAUCAGCAAAACGUUUUCACAAUUCAAUGAAGACGUCAACAAAUUGGCGAAAGGACUGCACGAUUUGGGUCUCCGGAGAGGGGAUGUGGUGGGCGUUUGGAGUUGUAAUUCAUAUUCAUGGAUACAAGUUCAAUAUGCUUGCGCCAAACUGGGAAUAGUGUUGUGUACAGUUAAUCCCGUUUAUCAAAGCCCUGAAUUGAAUUACGCUCUGAGAAAGGGACAAAUCAAAGCCAUUUUUAUGCCGGGAAACGGCUCUAAACAAGAAGUUGUCAAUAAAUACCAAAAUGUCUUAAAGCAAACUCUCAGUGCAAAAGAAGAGAAAGAAAGCGAUCCAUUAAUACUAAAAGACAUUAUUUUUAUGGAUGGAAAUUAUUCGUCAGAAGACGCAAAGGGAGGCUUUAAUUAUAUGCCGAUUACUAAUUUGGUUGCAAACAAUGGAAAUGUCGACCAAUCAAUUGUGGACGACGUCUCUCCGGACGAUCCGGCGAUCAUUAUGUUUACAUCGGUUGUGAACAAUGCAUUGCUUACUGGGACACAGUUUGGUUUUGAUGAUCCGAUCACCAUGCUUAUUCCUUUACCAUUCUUUCACUCGUUUGCCGCUGUUUUGGGCAAUAUAUCGAUGACUGCCGUUCCUAUUAAAUCUGUGAUCGCGAAUCUCAAAUAUGAUGUGAAAUUGAUUGUGGAGUCGAUGAUCAAACACAGCGCCACUCAUAUAAUAGUGACGCCAACGAUGGUCAUCGAUAUAUUGAAUUUUGUGGAGAAAAAUAGCCUCAAACUGCCGGCAUUGAGA
This is a messenger RNA of Medioppia subpectinata, 936 nucleotides long. The record is from the annotation of a GenBank genome assembly. NCBI's taxonomy places the organism in Eukaryota, Metazoa, Arthropoda, Arachnida, Sarcoptiformes, Oppiidae.